GUAUCAGGUAUUGAUGUAACUGGAGUGAAUAAGGGAACCUUCUUCCUGAGCACAGACAUUGGAGCCUGUUAUCAGCAUGAACUCAUGUGUGUUAGACAAACAAAUGAAUAGUUUAUAUCCAUCCUUCACUACAGGAAGCAUCAGAAUGAUACCACAGACUCCAACAUUUUUAGACACUAAUGAAUAUUCACAAACAUUGGGGAAAUCACAGCAGAUAUUUAAAGGAGAUGGUGAAUUGGCAGGAAAAGGGCAGCAAUCGUUAUGUACAGAGUGUAAUUUAGUCAUCAAACAAGAGGACAAGAAUUAUGCCUUAUCUAGUGAAAUGAUUAUCCAUGAGGAUAAGCCACAAACAUGUACUGAGUUUUCAAAAAAAAUUAAAGAAGAGAAAAGUCUACAGUCUAGCCAAAUAAUUCAUACAAAGGAGAGACCUUUCAAAUCUACAGAAUGUGAGAAAAGUUUUAGAUAUAAGUCUCAUCUCCUAAAGCCACACAAAAUUCACACAGGUGAGAAGUCACACACAUGUACUGAGUGUGACAAAUGUUUAUUUAGCUGUACAGAGUGUGGAAAAAUUUUAACACAAAUGAAUAAUCUGAAAACUCAUAAAAAGAAUCACACAGGAGAAAAGCCAUUCACAUGUACAGAGUGUGAAAAAAGUUUUACAGGAAAGAGUAGUCUGAAUAAACAUGAAAGGGUUCACACAGUAGAAAAGCCUUUCACAUGUACAGAGUGUGGAAAAAGUUUUACAGAAAAGAGUUAUCUGAAAACUCAUGAAAGGAUUCAAACAGGAGAAAAGCCUUUCACAUGUACAGAGUGUGGAAAAAGUUUUACACAAAUGAAUUGUCUGACAAAUCAUGAAAUGAUUCACACAGGAGAAAAGCCUUUCACUUGUACAGAGUGUGGAAAAAGUUUUACAGAAAAGAGUUGUCUGAAAAGUCAUGAAAGGAUUCACACAGGAGAAAAGCCUUUCACAUGUACAGAGUGUGGAAAAAGUUUUACUGGAAAGAGUGAUCUGAAAAAUCAUGAAAGGAUUCACACAGGAGAAAAGCCUUUCACAUGUACAGAGUGUGGAAAAAGUUUUACAGAAAAGAGUAGUCUGAAAACUCAUGAAAGGAUUCACACAAGAGAAAAGCCUUUCACAUGUACAGAGUGUGGAAAAAGUUUUACACAAAAGGGUGAUCUGAAAAAGCAUGAAAUGAGACACAUAGGGGAAAAGCCUUUCACAUGUACAGAGUGUGGAAAAUGUUUUACAGAAAAGAGUGAUCUGAAAAAGCAUGAAAGGAGACACACAGGAGAAAAGCCUUUCACAUGUACAGAGUGUGGAAAAAGUUUUACAGAAAAGAAUAGUCUGAAUAAACAUGAAAGGGUUCACACAGGAGAAAAGCCUUUUACUUGUACAGAGUGUGGAAAAAGUUUUACAGAAAAGAAUAAUCUGAAUAAACAUGAAAGGGUUCACACAGGAGGAAAGCCUUUCACAUGUACCGAGUGUGGAAAAAGUUUUACAGAAAAGAAUUGUCUGAAAAGUCAUGAAAGGAUUCACACAGGAGAAAAGCCUUUCACAUGUACAGAGUGUGGAAAAAGUUUUACAGGAAAGAGUGUUCUGAAAAAUCAUGAAAGGAUUCACACAGGAGAAAAGCCUAUCACAUGUACAGAGUGUGGAAAAAGAUUUACAAAAAAGAGUUAUCUGAAAACUCAUGAAAGGAUUCACACAGGAGAAAAGCCUUUCACAUGUACAGAGUGUGGAAAAAGUUUUACAGGAAAGAGUAGUCUGAAUAAACAUGAAAGGAUUCACACAGGAGAAAAGCCUUUCACAUGUACAGUGUGUGGAAAAAGUUUUACAGAAAAGAGUUGUCUGAAAAGUCAUGAAAGGAUUCACACAGGAGAAAAGCCUUUCACUUGUACAGAGUGUGGAAAAAGUUUUACAGAAAAGAGUGAUCUGAAAAGUCAUGAAAGGAUUCACACAGGAGAAAAGCCGUUCACAUGUACAGAGUGUGGAAACAGUUUUACAGUAAAGAGUAAUCUGAGAAAACAUGAAAGGAUUCACACAGGGGAAAAGCCUUUCAGUUGUACAGAGUGUGGAAAAAGUUUUACACAAAUGAAUCAUCUGAAAAAUCAUGAAAGGAUUCACGAGGGAAGAAACCUUUCACACGUUUAGAAAGUGGAAAAAGAUUUUCUAUUGAAAUCCGGUAUCACAAAACACCAAAUAUUUACACACAAAUAAACUUUACAAACUCUCUAAAUAGAAGCAUCAAAAAGGAUGUUAUUGUAAAUAAUACUUUCUAAAUCCCAGUUAUAAAAGCCCCAGAUUGGAAGUGCUCUCCUGCUGUCCUUUGUUCCUCUAUAUAUGUGCAACAAAGGUUUUUUUUGGUUAAGCACACCACAAAAAAGGACUGUUUUAUCUUAGCACACAUAUUGUGGGAGUGCUACCGAAGUGACCAAAACAAUUACAAGACAACAAAAAGUAUCGGUGCACAUCCAACCACUUAAGUCCACUUUUUCAUGGCAUAUUUGUAUAUGCUUCUGUCAGUCAAAUAUACUUACAUAGCUUCUAAUAAGAUUGGGAUCAACAUUUCACAAUAAUAUUGCCUUAUAUUUGAGCUGC
This is a messenger RNA of Bombina bombina (fire-bellied toad), 2599 nucleotides long. RefSeq names its product oocyte zinc finger protein XlCOF6-like. The transcript has 2 exons. Gene Ontology annotation, biological process: regulation of transcription by RNA polymerase II. The record is from RefSeq and is a predicted model, not a curated record. NCBI's taxonomy places the organism in Eukaryota, Metazoa, Chordata, Amphibia, Anura, Bombinatoridae. The coding region runs from base 77 to 2152 and encodes 691 amino acids. Gene Ontology annotation, molecular function: RNA polymerase II cis-regulatory region sequence-specific DNA binding; DNA-binding transcription activator activity, RNA polymerase II-specific. Gene Ontology annotation, cellular component: nucleus.